AUGAUACUGGUUCGAAUUCGAUGUGGACUUUUGUUAGAAGAUAUGGCUGUUCGAUUUAAUAUGUCGACAAGUCACAUAAGCAGAAUAUUGAUUACAUGGACAGAUUUUUUACAUUCACAAUUCCGUAUGCUUCCAAUAUGGGCUUCAAAAGAAACAGUACAAAAUAGAAUGCCGAAAUGUUUUCAAAAAAGUUACCCAAAUACCCGUGUCAUAUUAGAUUGUACAGAAGUAUUUGUGGAAAUGCCUACGUCAUAUCGCACACAGUCCAGUACCUUUUCAAAUUACAAACACCAUAAUACAGCAAAAGGAUUAGUCGGAAUAGCUCCUGAUGGAUCAGUGACAUUUGUCUCUGAUUUGUAUGGUGGACGCUUUUCGGAUAAACGAAUAACAAAAGAUAGUGGUAUAUACGAUUUGCUAGAGCCUGGGGAUUCUGUGAUGGCUGAUAGAGGAUUUGAGCUCGAGGAAGAUUUACCUGAUGGAGUAACAUUAAAUAUUCCACCAUUUUUAGAUGGAAAACCUCAGCUAAGUUUAUUAGAGGAAAACGAAACUAGAAGAAUAGCAUCUGUACGUGUACAUGUCGAACGAGCAAUCGAACGUAUAAAAAAUUACCGAAUUUUACAAACAGUUUUCAAACUAUCAAUGGCUGCUGAACUCAAUAAGAUAUGGGUUAUUUGUUGUCAUCUAGACACAUAUAUUGUCAUAGUAAUUGAAGAAGGCGACACUUUUGAUGUUGAUGUUUUAUUAGAUACGCAGUUCGGAUUCUCUUCCAUGGGCUUUUUUUCUAUCGAACAUAUUCUAGAAAUUGCUUCUUUGCAUCCUAAGCGCAAAGUAUUAAUUUUGCAGCUAUUUCCCUUGCGCAGAGAGAUUAUUAAUGCGAAAGCAUUAGCUGGUUUUCGUUCAAGUGAAUAG
Molecule: messenger RNA, 909 nt
Organism: Hydractinia symbiolongicarpus
Lineage: Eukaryota; Metazoa; Cnidaria; Hydrozoa; Anthoathecata; Hydractiniidae
Exons: 3
Coding region: 1-909 (302 amino acids)
Source: RefSeq, a predicted model, not a curated record